GUAGAGUAGAAAGGAAAACUAACCCUAACCGUCCAGCCUCCUCCUCCGCCUCAUCCGGCCGCCGGCAGCCGCCUCCACCCUCCAGCCAUCGAUCCAUCCAUCCAUCCCAGCGACCACUACCGGCCGGUCGCCCCUUCCGGCCUCAUCCCGCCGCCGGCAACCGCCUCCACCCGCGUCUUCCCGCAUCAAUCCAUCCAUCCAGCACCAGCCGCCACUUCCCGCAUCGACCGCCCCUUCUUGGUGAGGAUGGCGAGCGACGGCAGGGCAAGAAGCUGACCGCGAUGGUGGACUGGUGGUGUUGACGACGACGACCGGCGCCCCUCCUCUUCCUCCGCGGCAUCUGCAUCGACCCGAGAGGCUGAGACCAUCUAGGUGUGAGCAGGAUGGGGAUCGCUGCCACGGAAGACCCCAAAGAGAUGAAGAACCACCAACACCCUGUGGAUGAAAUGGAGAUGAAGGUGGUCAAGUUUUCGCGGGGGAAGGCUGCUAACUUGGCGGCUAUGCGUGAUAAGAAGUUGAAGGGUCAGCUCACCGGAAAAGAGAAGCUAAUCGGAAUAUCUGCCAAAGCUGCUGCGCAGGCUGAAAAGUGGUUUUUACCUGUUGAGGGGGGCUACUUGGAGCCUGAAGGUUUGGAAAAGACAUAUAGAUUUUCACAGCAUCAGCUUCGUGAUGGUGUCGACAUUUUGAAUUCAAGAAAACCAUUUGAUAUGAUCUUACCUGAACUUGGUCCUUAUACUCUAGAAUACACCUCAAAUGGUCGCUACAUGAUAGUAGGUGGGCGAAAAGGUCAUAUUGGUAUGAUGGAUAUGUUGAGUAUGGAUCUCAUCAAGGAGUUCCAGGUGAGGGAAACUGUGCGCGAUGUGGCAUUCUUACACAAUGAGCAACUCUUUGCAGUCGCUCAGAAGAAGUACCCCUACAUAUACAAUCGUCAUGGCACAGAAAUUCACUGUUUGAAGGAGCAUGGCAAAGCGCUGAAACUUCAGUUCCUGGAUAAACACUUCCUCUUGGCAUCGAUAAACAGCUUCGGGCAGCUCCACUACCAAGAUAUGAGCACCGGCGAGAUGGUUGCGAAUCACAGGACAGGUCUUGGGCGUACUGAUGUUAUGCGGGUAAAUCCGUACAACGCUGUCAUUGGCCUUGGGCAUGCUGGUGGCAAAGUUACCAUGUGGAAGCCAACCAGUGUGAAACCACUUGUCACAAUGCUUUGCCAUAAUGGCCCUGUGACUGCUGUUGCAUUCGAGAGGGGCGGUCAUCUUAUGGCAACUGCAGGUGUUGACAAGAAGAUUAAGAUUUGGGAUCUCAGGAAGUAUGAGGUUGUGCGUACACACCAUGCACGAGCUGAGUCCUUGGAUUUCAGCCAGAAGGGGUUGUUGGCCGCCAGUAAUGGAUCUCUAGUAGAGGUAUACAAGGAUGGUGGGGGCCAUGAUUAUAAAAUUUACAUGAAGCAUAGGAUGGUAAAGGGAUAUCAGAUCGGUAAGGUUUUGUUCCGCCCUUACGAGGAUAUCUGUUCGCUUGGGCACUCCAUGGGGUUCUCUUCCAUUCUCGUUCCUGGAUCAGGCGAGGCCAACUUUGAUACCUUUGUCGAGAACCCUGUGGAGACUGCCAAGCAAAGGAGGGAGAGGGAGGUGCAUGCUCUCCUCAACAAGCUUCAGCCGGAGACUGUGAUGCUUAACCCAAACAUGAUCGGUAACGUGAGGCAGCCAAAGAAGAAAGAGAAGAAGACCAAAAAGGAAGUCGAGGAGGAGAUUGAGGAUGCUGUGGAGGCUGCCAAGAGCACGAAGGUGAAGAACAAGACCAAGGGCAGGAGCAAACCCAGCAAGAAGGCCAAGAAGAAGGAAGAAGAGGUCCUCAGAGCCAAGAGGCCUCUACUGGACCAGUACAAGGAAAUCGGCGGAAAUCCUGAGAAGAAACAGCGGGUAGGUGACAAGGCCGAGCUGCCGAAGGCCCUGCAGCGGUUUGCCAAGAACAAGCCAUCGUGAUCUUGUUUAUCUAGCAGCUUGUGUUGUAGUAUCGUCUAUCAUGUAGCUGGCUAGUAGUAUUUGAGUCCAUGUGGACGGUGGGAAAGGACGCAGCAAAUUUUUGUCCCCAAAUAACUUGUGUUCUAGUUGAAAUUCAGCUCGUCUUUGAGUUGA
Hordeum vulgare subsp. vulgare (domesticated barley) is the source of this 2132-nucleotide messenger RNA. Its product is annotated as probable U3 small nucleolar RNA-associated protein 7. Gene Ontology annotation, biological process: maturation of SSU-rRNA from tricistronic rRNA transcript (SSU-rRNA, 5.8S rRNA, LSU-rRNA). The record is from RefSeq and is a predicted model, not a curated record. Gene Ontology annotation, cellular component: nucleolus; 90S preribosome; small-subunit processome. Gene Ontology annotation, molecular function: protein binding. The transcript has 8 exons. Bases 384 to 1979 code for a protein of 531 amino acids. Lineage: Eukaryota; Viridiplantae; Streptophyta; Magnoliopsida; Poales; Poaceae.